This is a messenger RNA of Coffea arabica (coffee), 1318 nucleotides long. RefSeq names its product probable enoyl-CoA hydratase 1, peroxisomal. Gene Ontology annotation, cellular component: peroxisome. The record is from RefSeq and is a predicted model, not a curated record. NCBI's taxonomy places the organism in Eukaryota, Viridiplantae, Streptophyta, Magnoliopsida, Gentianales, Rubiaceae.
UAUACGACUAUACAUAUUAGUAGUCCAUUAGUUUUCACCUGCGCCCUUCGGAAAAGUGAAAAUAAUGGCGGGCACAUCUUCGGAAAACCUGAUAGUCGUGAACCGAGGACAAGGGGGCGUCGCUGUCGUCACAAUUAACCGUCCCAAGAGUCUGAACUCGCUCACCAGACAGAUGAUGAAGGAUCUUGCCAAAGCAUUCAAGUCGCUAGACGCGGAAGAGUCAGUUCGGGUUAUUAUUCUUUGCGGGUCAGGUCGAUCAUUCUGUUCUGGGGUGGACUUGACUGCUGCGGAAGAUGUCUUUAAGGGGGACGUCAAGGAUAUGGAAUCCGAUCCAGUUGCUCAAAUGGAGCGUUGCAAGAAGCCCAUUAUAGGAGCCAUUAAAGGGUUUGCUGUCACAGCUGGGUUUGAGAUUGCUUUGGCUUGUGAUAUUUUGGUUGCUUCUACAGAUGCUAAAUUUAUGGAUACCCAUGCCAGAUUUGGAAUAUUUCCUUCAUGGGGUCUAUCUCAGAAGCUUGCCCGUGUCAUAGGGCCCAAUAGAGCCCGUGAAGUAUCUCUGACUGCAACCCCUGUAACUGCAGAAGAAGCUGAGAAAUGGGGUUUGGUAAAUCAUGUAGUUGAAGGAAGUGAACUCUUGAAGAAAGCUCGACAAAUAGCAGAAGCCAUUAUUAAGAACAAUCAAGACCUUGUCUUGAGGUACAAGAGUGUUAUAAAUGAUGGAUUCAAACAAGACUUGGCUCAUGCCCUUGUGCUAGAAAAGGACUUCAUGUAUGCAGUUGAUUGGCAUAUUUCCAGCGGCAAAUUGAUCGGUGGCACAGUUGACAAACUUUUGUAUUCUGAAAAUGAUCUAAUAUUUUGCUCUGUUACAUGCUUUGCUCAGGAGAGGGCGCAUGACUAUUACAAUGGAAUGACUAAGGAGCAGUUCAAGAAAAUGCAAGAAUUCAUUGCAGGUCGGAGUGCAAAGAAAUCUCCAUCCAAGUUGUAGAUAUGUUAACAAGUCACUUGAUUGUCUGUUGUAAAAUAAGUUGUUUUAAGUCCCUUAAUACGUCCUCAAAGGAUAGAUAGAUGUUGGCUUGGAAAAUGAAAUCUUGAUUCUACAAUUAAGUAAAACAGGGAAACGGGAAUGCAUUUAUAGAGGCUUUGAUGUUCUGAGAAUCUAGCUUUUAACCGCGCAUGUUUACUUGGCCAAAUGGUCCGAACUUUCUUCCCUUUUUUUGUACUUUUUUUCCACCAAUGUAAUAAUAGGUAUUGAAUUCGACUUGAACUUUGUAAUGGUUUUUCAUCUGACAAUAAAGGAAUUAAAGCACAGAGAGCCCCACCA